GUGGCUCACUAAGUCCGAUCCGCGUUCCGGAUUUUACUCGCUUUGUACCGGUCCUGAGUGGAGCCGCGGCGGUGCUAUCUCUCGUGCGUUCUUGUCGUAUUUUCAAGGGGAAUAUUAGCACUUUGGGACUCAUUGGGACCAUCCAAGCCGCUCAUGGGACAGGCGGGCUUCGUCCCCUGUUGCGCCGGUCCGGCUCACUGAGUGCAGGAUGUGCGGCUUGGCGGCAGCGUGCAGGCCGAGGGGAGCCCGGGGCCGUGUGACGGCUGCGCUCCACUGAGGCCAAGCCAACGAACCGGGAGCCCGUUCGCCACUCUUCCGCGGGUUCGCCGCCUGGCCUGUCCGGGCCUUAUGGAGUGCACGUGAAGCGGGCCGCGUCGGGAUUGUAAGCGGGGGGAAGCCAUGCGGGCAGCAGGGCGACGGCGCCGGGUCCAACCCUGAGCAGGCGUCCUGCGGCCGGCCGGGAGGAGCGCGGCCCUCCUGCAGCCCCCCACCCGCGGCGCUCCGGGACGCCCCUACUAAGAUGUCCCUCAGCGGCGGCCCUGCAGGCGGGAAAGGCGUGGACUCGAAUGCGGUGGACGCGUACGACAGCGGUGAUGAGUGGGACAUCGGCGUGGGCAAUCUGAUCAUUGACCUGGACGCCGACCUGGAGAAGGACAAACUGGAAAUGUCCGGCAGCAAGGAGGGCGGCCCCGCCGCCGGCCCACCCGGCGCCGUGGCCGCUCUGCCCGACAACAUCAAAUUCGUCAGUCCCGUGGGCGGCGGGCAGGGAAAAGACGGCAAAUCCAAAUCCAAGCGCGCCAAGAACUCCAAAGACGGCGCCAAGACGGCCGCGCCGCCGCCGCCGGAUAUGGUGAAGAAGGAGCUUCUGGCUCGGACCCCCGGGGACCCCGCCACGCCCCACAACCUCACUCCGGGCCCGACUAAGGGGGGCGACAAGUCCGGCAAAACCUCGCGGCUCCUGCCGUCCGUCAAGAAGGACAAAGACGGCCUGUCGGCAAAAACUAAAAAGGACAAAAUGGAAGCGGACAAGGAGACGGCGCCGCCGCCCGGGGCCCCCCUUCCUCGCUGCGGCCCCUUUGAGGGCCCGCAGAACCCCGAGGCCCCGGCCGCCGAUCUCCUGGCUCACGUGGCUCUGGACUCUGCCGGCAUGGGCCAGCCGGUUUCCAUGACGACCGAGGAGGAGGAAGAAGAGGACGAGGAGAUGGACGGCGCCGACUGUCGCAACCUCAAGAAGAUGCUGUGCGGGGACAAGAUGGAGUCGCCCGGCUCGGCGCCGGCCGCGCCCCCCCUGCACCCGCUGGCCAACAGCGACAUCUCCUCGCCCUGCGAGCAGAUCAUGGUGCGCACCCGCUCGCUGGCGGUCAACACGGCCGACGCGGCGCAGGCCACCGAGCCCGAGUGCCUGGGGCCCUGCGAGCCCGGAACCAGCGUCAACCUGGAGGGGAUCGUGUGGCAGGAGACCGAAGACGGGAUGCUGGUGGUCAACGUGACGUGGAGGAACAAGACCUACGUGGGAACCCUGUUGGACUGCACCCGACACGACUGGGCCCCCCCCAGGUUCUGCGAUUCCCCCACCAGCGACGUGGAGAUGCGAGGGGGGCGGGGCCGAGGCAAGCGCAUGCGCCCGGCCGGCGCCGUGACCGCUAACGACAAUAGCACGUCGUCGGACAAUAAAGGAAGCGGCAAGACCCGCGGCGGCGGUGCUGCUAAUGGCAAAGGCCGGCGUGGCAGCCAGACCGGCGGCGCGGGGGGGGCCGGGGGCGGCGGCGCGGAGGACGCCAAGGCCAGCCCCUCCUCCGCCAAGAGGAAGAGCAAGCCCGCCUCGGACAUGGAGCCCACCUCCAGCUCCGAGGACACCAAAGUAACCAAGCGCAUGCGGAGCAACUCCACCGGCGCCGCCCAGUUGCUCCCCGCCGGCAAGUCGGAGGCCCCGCCCUCGCUGGAGCGCGCCUGCCCCUCGCCCGUCCUCAUCGACUGCCCCCACCCCAACUGCAACAAGAAGUACAAGCACGUCAACGGUCUCAAGUACCACCAGGCGCGCGCCCACCACGAGCACGACGCCGACAGCGAGUACGGCGACGAGUCGGGCCCCCACGCCGACGCCGCGUCCUGCAACGGCGCCGCCAUCUCCCCGGCCCGCUGCGCCACCCCCAAGGGGCGGGGCUUCGACGCCCCCUCGCCCUCGCCGGGGAGGCAGCCGCACAAGGCGGGCAGGAAGAAGCCGGGCGAGGGCGAGCCCGACGGCACCGACGCCGAGUGCUUGACGGACGAGGCCAGCAACGACGGCGCCGACGACAGGAAGGCCAGGAAGGCGGCGGCCGGCGGGAAGGCGGACAAAACCGGCGGCAAGGCCGCCAAGCCCGCUCGGCCGGCCCCGCCCGCCCCUUACGGCUCGCCGGCCGCCUCCCCCUCGCUGGCCGCGGCGAAGAACGGCCAGUCCAAAGCCGCCCCGCUGUCGGACGCCGCUUGCAGCCCCCUCGCCAAAGACAAGAAGAAGAAAGACAAGAAGAGGCGGGAAGGCGGCAGCCCCAAGGGGGGGGCGCGGCCCGAGGAGGCCUACGCCGAAGCGGCCGACGUCCUGCUCAACGGCGCCUCGGAAGCACAGCAGAGCCGACUGGCCAGCAUCAAGGCGGCGGCCGACAAAGUCUACAGCUUCUCGGACAACGCGCCCAGCCCCUCCCUGGGCGGGGGCGGGGCGGGCGGGGGCAACGGCGGCGGCAGGGCGGAUGGCGCCGCGGGACAAAACGGCACGGACGGCGCGUCGCUUCAGACCGGCAGCCCCGCCUACUCGGACAUCUCGGACGAGGGCGAGGACGGCGAGGGGAAGGCGGACGGCGUCAAGGUGAAAGCGGAGCCCGAAGCCAAGAAGGCGGCGUUCCCCCCCCAGGCGCCGCCGGCCAAGGAGGCCGCCUACUACCCCGCUUACGACGCCUACUACCCCCCCGCCGCCGCCAAUGCCGCCUACGCCAACGCCAGCCCCGCCUCGAGCGCCUCCCCGGCGCCGCCCAAGAAGGACGACGAAGCGGAAGUGGGCGAGGAAGUCAAGGUGAAGGCGGAGCCUCAGGACGACAGGAAGUCGGAGGCGCCGGCCCCCCAGCCGUCGGUCAUCCAGCAGCGGGCCAACGUCUACGCCCCCCCGCCCCUCUACUACAACCAGUACUACGGGCAGCCCUACGCCUACUCGCCCGACCAGGCCUACCACGCCCACCUGCUGGCGGCCAGCCCCGCCUACCGGCAGCAGUGCGAGGAGCGCCAGCGGCUGGCCGACAAGAAGGCCGAGGGCAAGGCCUCGGGGGGGCCGCCCGCGCUGACGCCGGCCCCCGCCCUCGCCGAGCUGGCCAAAGCCAGGCCCAAGGAGGCGGCGGCGGCAGCGGCGGGGGCGGGGCCCGAGCAGGCCAAGUCCGUCAUCAUGGUGAAGGGCGAGGACCCCAAGGUGGCGCUCGUCGCCGCCGCCCCCCCGCCAGAGGGCCUGAAAAUGAAGCUGAGCGAGGCGGGCCACCACGGCAAGGACGAGGCCGCCGUGUGGUACCGACAGGAGCCCGACGCCCGCCUUUGGCCGUACGUGUACCCCAGCAAGUACUCUGAGGCGCCCAAGGCGCAGGAGGACGAGCGUGACAGGAAGUCGAAGGAGGAGCGCUCGCGGCCGAAGGAGGCCUCGCAUAAAGACGAGGCCAAGGAGGGGGCUGACGUCCGGGGGCCGGGACCCCCCGAGGAGCAGCAGCAGCAACAGCAGCUGCGGGCCACCGCCAAGGAAGCGCGGCCCGCCCACGUGCAGUUUGCCGCCCCCCUGGCGCAGCACCAGGGCUACAUGCCCUACGUGCACGGGCCCUACGCCUACGGGCAGGCCUACGAGCCCCCCGGGCACCCCGGCUACAGGGGGGUGCCCUCCGUCAUGAUGCAGAAUUACCCCGGCUCCUACCUCCCCGCCGGUUACUCCUUUUCGCCGUACGCCGGCAAGGCGGCGGCGGCGGCGGCGGCGGUGGAGGAGGGCGGCGAGAAGGCGUCGCGUUCCAGCCCCACGGUGAAGGCGGGCGGCGGCGGCGGCGGCGAGGCCAAAGCGCUGGAGCUCCUGCAGCAGCACGCCAGCCACUACAAGAGCAAGUCGCCCGGCGCCCUCCCCGACAAGAGCGGCUUGCACGAGCGAGACGGCGAGCGGACGCGCUCGUCGCCCGCGCAGCGCGCGCAGCAGCCGCCGCCGCCCCCGCCGCAGCCGCCGCCCCCUUCGCACCACCACCACCAUCACCACCUGGCCUACCCGCUCCUCGCCGGACAGUACGACCUCGCCUAUGCCUCAGGUCUGUCGUCGUCGGCCAUGGUGGCCAGCCAGCAAGCGUCGGCGCCGUCCAUGUACCCGCCCCCGCGCAGGUGAGGAAGGGCUCGUGGCCGCCGGGCCCCGCCUGGAAUCGCGUGACCGGAUCGCGCAAGGAUGCAGUCGCCGCGAUGAGGGAGGACGAUGGGCGGGGCGGCGCGCUAGCCCCGCCGCCGCCCCAGCGCGGCGUGACACUGGGGAGGACGGAACCUCGUCAUCCACCUCCCUCGCCGCUCGUCCCAAAACGGCAAGACGAAGAAACCUGGCGGAGCCUCUAUCAAAAGUGCAGCCUUCACACGGAACGGCCGCGGCGGGCAGGCUUCUUCCCCCCCCCUCGGUGUGUAGCUGUAGCGUCCGCGCGCGAGCGUGUGUGUGUAAAUAAUGUACAGAGGAAUAAUUUUUAAGAGGUUGGAUGCUGUUUUGUUUCCUACUCUUCUUUUUUUUUUCCUUUUUGUGAGUGUCUCUGUUGUUUUUCUACACUUGUCGAUCAUAUUAAAACCAUGUAGCUGGACCAACCA
Molecule: messenger RNA, 4827 nt
Organism: Hippocampus zosterae (dwarf seahorse)
Lineage: Eukaryota; Metazoa; Chordata; Actinopteri; Syngnathiformes; Syngnathidae
Product: zinc finger protein 609-like
Exons: 8
Coding region: 521-4369 (1282 amino acids)
Biological process (GO): regulation of transcription by RNA polymerase II
Cellular component (GO): nucleus
Source: RefSeq, a predicted model, not a curated record